Messenger RNA from Dufourea novaeangliae, 1477 nucleotides. RefSeq names its product putative RNA-binding protein Luc7-like 2. Gene Ontology annotation, molecular function: mRNA binding. The transcript has 5 exons. Gene Ontology annotation, cellular component: U1 snRNP; U2-type prespliceosome. Gene Ontology annotation, biological process: mRNA splice site recognition. The record is from RefSeq and is a predicted model, not a curated record. Bases 110 to 1114 code for a protein of 334 amino acids. Lineage: Eukaryota; Metazoa; Arthropoda; Insecta; Hymenoptera; Halictidae.
UCGAUAAAUACGAGUUGGGUAAUAACUCGGAGUUCGAAGCUGGCAGCGUGGCUGAUUGCGCUCCCCCACUUUUGACAGUGCAUUGGAAAUAUUGAACUUUCACGGAAAAAUGACGGCUCACGAUCAAAUGCGAGCUAUGCUUGACCAACUAAUGGGCACAGGACGGAAUGGUGAGAAUAACAAAUUUCAAGUGAAGUACUCCGAUCCAAAGGUCUGCAAGAGCUUUUUGUUGGCGUGCUGUCCGCAUGAAAUCUUAUCGUCGACGCGCAUGGACCUGGGAGAAUGCCCCCAGAUUCACGACUUGGCCCUACGGGCCGACUACGAGGCUGCGCAAAAGAAGAAGGACCACUUUUAUGACAUCGAUGCCAUGGAACAUUUGCAGAAUUUUAUUGCCGACUGCGAUCGUCGUACAGAACAGGCGAAACAACGAUUGGCCGAGACUCAGGAAGAGCUCAGUGCCGAGGUAGCGGCGAAGGCGAACAACGUGCAUGUUCUCGCGGAAGAGAUUGGUAAGAAGCUGGCCAAGGCCGAGCAACUUGGGGAAGAGGGUUUCGUGGAGGAAUCCAUGAAACUGAUGGGUGAGAUAGACGAGUUGCGAAAGAAGAAGAACGAGGCCGAGCAGGAGUAUCGUAACAGUAUGCCAGCAUCCAGUUACCAGCAACAAAAGUUGAGAGUGUGCGAGGUCUGCAGCGCUUAUCUUGGGAUUCACGAUAAUGACAGACGAUUGGCGGAUCAUUUCGGUGGGAAGCUUCAUUUGGGUUUCAUCAAGAUCCGCGAAAAAUUGGCGGAACUUCAGAAAACCGUGGAGGAGAGGCGCAAAGAGAAACGGGAGUCGUUGCUGGAUAGACGUAGAGAUCGGGACCGGGACGAUCGUGAUCGGGAUCGCGACAGAUCAGAUCGACGUGGCGGAGGAGGAUUGGGUUACAGAGAAAAGGAACGUGACCGUGAUCGCGACAGAGACCGCGAUCGUGACCGUGAACGUCGCGACCGGGAAAGGAGAAAGUCACGAUCACGAAGCCGCAGUCGUGGAAAAAGAUCGAAGCGUUCACGCAGCAGUAGUCGAAACCGUCGAUCUCGUUCACGCCGUAGUGGAUCUAACGAUCGGAAAAGAUAAAAUCAGUUGACAUUAAUAUAAUUAUGCUCAAUCAUUUUCUUCAUAUUAAAAUCCACGUGCUUACUUGUGCACAUUUAACAUGUAAAGAAAAAACAAAAAAAAAAACACCUAAAAAUCGCGCUCGCCGAGCAACAUAUAACUUUUAUUCUCAGUUUCCUUUCUCUUUUUCUGAAAUCGAUAUUAUUUCUCGAAGUGAACACAGAUUUGUACAUUAUCAGCCGUAAUUUAUCAAGGAGAAAGAAACACCACCAAUAUUCCGAGAUAUCUUUAUGUAAAACUAAGCACAUUCCUGUUAACAUAAGAACAGGAUUGAAUUUACCUAGAUAUUAAUAUGCUAAAUAUACUUAUUCUAUUUGAUCUUGA